UCAGAUCAUAUACGACAUUGGGGCCUGCUAGAUAUUGUCAAUUCUGGUCCUAUCUAGGUACCCUACCUUUUAUACUUAUAUGCUCUCUCUUUCUAAAACAAAAUAUAAUCGCAUUUCCUUUCUCGCAACGCUGCGCCUCACAAGUAAUUAUGGUGGAUAUCAAUAUGGCUUCAUCUUCGAAAAAUACAAAAAUUAAAAUUGAAGAUGUUUGUAGAACUUGUUUAUCGAAAGAAAAUGAUUUGAUUUCAAUAUUUGAAGAGUGUUUUGACAAAGUCACGUUGGAUGUUGCAAUUUCUGCAAUAACUGGAAUCAAGAUUGAACAAGGCGAUGGUUUGCCAACUACUGUGUGUCAUAGCUGUAAGGAAAAUGCAUCUAAAGCGUAUGAAUUCAAAAGAAAAUCCCAAGAGGCUGAUAUCACCCUACGUGAUUUAUGUAAAAAGGAGGAAAAAGAAGUUUCUCUUCAAAACGAUUUUACAUACCAGAAUAAUGAUGUAGGAGUAAAGACUGAGCAACUUAUAGUGGAUGAUGCAGACAAUUAUUUAGAGGAAUGGCAUGGAUUAGAAGAUUUGAAUGAUUUGGAAACCGUUAAGAAUGAAAAUUGUUCUAGUGAUGUUCAAUCUGAUCUUCAGUGUAAAAAUUGUUAUACAGUAUUCAACACAUACCUAAAAUUUCAAGAACACAUGAGACAUAAAUGUUUAAAAGUUGAAUUUGAUGACAGUAGUAGUAAUUAUUGCCCUCUGUGCGGCACAUGCUAUUACGAUGCUGUUAAUCUGACUAAACAUAUGUGGGAUAGCCAUGCAGAUCUAAUGGGUGCAAAGAAAAGAGGAAGACCAAAAAAAAUGCCGACCGGUUCUAUUUUAAACAAAUUAACCGAAAAUGGAUUUUUGUUAAAAUCAAUUCCUUUAAGGAGGUAUAAUUGCACAUUUUGUAAAGAUGAAUUUAAAACCAAAGAAGAAUAUUCAAUACACCUUACGAAACAUAAUGAUACGAAAGUUUUAUGUUGUUUAAUAUGUAAAAAAAUGUACCUGAAAAAGAAACACUUUGAUCAGCAUACAUGUGAAGACAAAAAUGACCAAAAUAAACAAGACGGACAUAUACAACGUGAAGAGAACAACAGAAAUAAACAAAAUUUUUUCACAAAUAUGACAGUGCAGGAAGUUUUGAAUCCCAAUGGUGAUGUGAAAAAUAAUUCUUUCCCCGAAGUAUGUGGAGUUUGCACUGCUGUUUUUCUCUCAGAAGCAGAUCUGCAUCGUCAUAAUGAUAUUGAUCAUCCGGAGUUAUCUCUUCGUUGUAAUCUUUGUACAAAGAUGUUUGCUUCUGUCAAAUCUGCUACUCGUCAUAGAAGUAUAUGUAAACAAAUAGAGAGGAAACACAGGUGUAGUACUUGUGGACUCAUGUUUGCCUAUGAAAUAUCGCUUAAUAAACAUAUAUUGCGGUACCACGAAGGGCAAAGCGUGUCUGUAAAAUUUAUGGAUACUAAAACAAGUCAAGAAGACAAACAAUAUAAAUGCGAUAUAUGUAACAAAAUGUUCUGUAGAAAAGAUUUGCUUAUAAAACACUUCAGAAUGCACUCUGAAAAAUACUUUGAAUGUGAUGUGUGUAAGAAGAAAUUUAACAGGAGCGACAAUUUACGUUCUCACAAAAGGACCCAUGAACCACGUGACAAAACUAAAGUCAAUACUUGUUUGUGUUUAUAUUGCGGACGUAGUUUCAACAACUCUUCAAACUUAAUUGUACAUAUGCGCCGGCAUACGGGCGAGAAACCUUACAAGUGCGAUUUCUGUGAUAAAGGGUUCCCGAGGUCAUCGGAUCUUCAAUGUCAUAGAAGAUCUCAUACAGGUGAAAAGCCGUGCGUUUGUGGUGUCUGUGGGAAAGGUUUCUCCCGUAGUAACAAGUUAUCAAGGCACAUGCGAGUUCACACCGGUGUAAAACCUUAUAAAUGUACAUAUUGUGAGAAGGCGUUUUCGCAGAGUAACGAUUUGACACUUCACAUCAGACGACAUACAGGGGACAAGCCGUAUAUUUGUGAGGUGUGCGGUGAUAGAUUUAUUCAGGGGACUGCAUUGCACAAUCAUAAACGUAACCACGGUCAUUUUCCAGCUUCUUCAACGGAUACACAUAUUCAAUUACAAAGCCUUACAUAUACGGUUCACAAUAUUACUCAUCAGGAUAUAAAUCAAUAAUAAAGUAAAUAAAAAGUUGUAAAUUUGAAAAUAUAUUGUAUCAUAUUGCAUUACAAAUAAGGUGUAUAAUAAUACUAAGUUCAGUAAUAUAUUUUUUAUAAUAAA
Messenger RNA from Galleria mellonella (greater wax moth), 2288 nucleotides. RefSeq names its product zinc finger protein 93-like. The transcript is spliced from 14 exons. Lineage: Eukaryota; Metazoa; Arthropoda; Insecta; Lepidoptera; Pyralidae. Gene Ontology annotation, molecular function: RNA polymerase II transcription regulatory region sequence-specific DNA binding; zinc ion binding; DNA-binding transcription factor activity, RNA polymerase II-specific. The coding region runs from base 150 to 2183 and encodes 677 amino acids. The record is from RefSeq and is a predicted model, not a curated record. Gene Ontology annotation, cellular component: nucleus. Gene Ontology annotation, biological process: regulation of transcription by RNA polymerase II.